Neoarthrinium moseri is the source of this 1236-nucleotide messenger RNA. RefSeq lists its product as uncharacterized. The record is from RefSeq and is a predicted model, not a curated record. Gene Ontology annotation, cellular component: plasma membrane; SNARE complex; endomembrane system. Lineage: Eukaryota; Fungi; Ascomycota; Sordariomycetes; Amphisphaeriales; Apiosporaceae. Gene Ontology annotation, molecular function: SNAP receptor activity; SNARE binding. Bases 1 to 1236 code for a protein of 411 amino acids. Gene Ontology annotation, biological process: vesicle fusion; exocytosis; intracellular protein transport. The transcript is spliced from 4 exons.
AUGGCACAGUACGGAUACGGCGGGCGACCGAAUCCCUUUGAUGACCGAGGAGGCAACAACAACGGCGGUGGUUUUGGUGGCGGGUUACCCUCGGGCCCAAGAGCCGGCGGCGCUCGUAACAAUGCAUACGGCGGCGGUGGUGGUGGAGGAGGAGGAGGAGGAAACCAGUAUGGUGCGAACCCUUUUAAUGAUCCCAGUGAAUAUGGAUCAAACAACGUCGAGAUGUCGUCGUUUUCGCAGAACGCCAACCCCAACGCCAUUCUGAACGAGUGUGCCGACAUUGGCCGCGGCAUCGAUACGAUAGACCAGAACCUGAACCAGAUGAGGAUGCUGCAGGACCGCUCGCUCAACGACGCCGACAGCUCGGCCGGCAGCAACACCAACCGCCAGCUGGACGGCCUCAGCAGCGACACCAUGUCGCACUACCGCACCCUCGUGGACCGCGUGCGCAUGCUCAAGAGCAACCCCGAGAGCGGCACGCCCAAGAACAAGGCCCAGGUCGACCGCAUCGACCGCCGCCUGAAGGACGCCAUCCGGGAGUACCAGAGAGUCGAGGCCGACUUCCGCAAGAAGAACCAGGACCAGAUGGCCCGGCAGUACAGGAUAGUGAGGCCCGAGGCCGACGAGAACGAGGUGCGAGCCGCUGUCGACGACCCGAGUGGCGGCCAGAUCUUCCAGCAGGCCCUGAUGCAGAGCAACCGACGCGGCCAGGCCCAGUCGGUGCUGAGCGCCGUGCAGGACCGCCACGCGCAGCUGCAGAAGAUCGAGCAGCAGCUCAUCGAGCUGGCCCAGCUGUUCCAGGACAUGGACACGCUCGUCGUCCAGCAGGAGGAGCUGGUCACGGACAUCACGCAGAAGGCCGAGGAGACGGUCGACAACUUCGACAAGGGCAACGUCGAGAUGAACACAGCCAUCACCACGGCCCGGAAGACCCGCAAGAAGAAGUGGAUGUGCCUGGGUAUCUGCGUGGCCAUCAUCAUCGUCAUCGCCAUCAUUGUCGUGGUGUACAUCUUCGUCACGGGCAAGAACAAGCCGGCCCAAAACGCCAAGCGCUUCAUCGAGGACGCCCAGGGCCUGGUCACGCGCGCCGUCGGCAACACGGUGCAGAUGGCCGAGAAGCGCGACAUCAAGCUCUUCCGCGGCCAGACGGCUCGCCCGCACGCCCGCUCUUGGCUCGAGCACGCCGGAAAGCGCUGGGUCACCAAGAACGACCCGCCGUCGGACAUGAUGUCGUAA